Messenger RNA from Mollisia scopiformis, 2350 nucleotides. Its product is annotated as WD40 repeat-like protein. Gene Ontology annotation, cellular component: mRNA cleavage and polyadenylation specificity factor complex. The transcript is spliced from 3 exons. The record is from RefSeq and is a predicted model, not a curated record. Gene Ontology annotation, molecular function: protein binding. Lineage: Eukaryota; Fungi; Ascomycota; Leotiomycetes; Helotiales; Mollisiaceae. Bases 159 to 2060 code for a protein of 633 amino acids.
GAUACCUUGAGCAGAUGACUUUCGACACUGGAAUUAUUUCGAGUCAAGACCUCUUGUGACAAUACUACUGCUCGCUUUCUUACGUCACCAUUUCGAUCAUUUCAAGAACGUUCUUCGUCUGACAUAGACUCACCGAGAAGAAUGACACGGUAGUCGAAAUGGCAUACGAGCAACGCGGCGACCGCGACUAUGGAGGCCAGGGCGGUGGAGGAGGCGGAGGAGGCUAUGAAGGCGUAUUCAUUCGAGGAAGAGCAAAGCGACCUGUCACUGAUUAUGGAGCUACUAUUGUUCACUGGAUGCGAAAUAGACAGCCGAGGUUUAAGGGAGGUUAUCAAGGCGAGAUGGAGAGACCAAGUGCAAGCUAUAUCGUUGAUAUGCUCCCCCCGUUAGCAAGGUUAAAUAAUCCAGCAGAUACGAUACCUUCACGCUUCCUACACGCUUCGUUAAACAAGAACAAACAUCCUGUUAAUGUUGUAUGCUGGACACCAGAAGGCCGAAGAUUACUUACGGGCUCCAGUAGUGGAGAAUUUACUCUCUGGAAUGGAACGGGUUUUAACUUUGAGACGAUCAUGCAAGCACAUGAUGUUGCCAUCAGAGCUCUGUCAUAUUCUCACAGUGACGACUGGCUUGUGUCAGCUGAUCAAGACGGCCUGAUCAAGUACUGGCAACCUAAUUUUAAUAACGUCAAAGUCAUUCAAGGCCAUAAUGAUGCUAUCAGAGAUCUUGCUUUCAGUCCAACAGAUUCAAAAUUCGUCACGGCUUCGGAUGAUUCGACAUUGAAGAUAUUUGAUUUUGCGGGAGGAAAUGAAGAGUCCAUUUUGACUGGUCACGGAUGGGAUGCAAAAUCUGUCGAUUGGCAUCCUACAAAGGGCCUGAUUGUAUCUGGAUCAAAAGACCAUUUGGUCAAAUUAUGGGAUCCUCGCACUGGCCGUUGCUUGACCACACUCCACGGCCAUAAAAACACCAUAACCAAGACUUCGUUCGAGAAAGUCAGAGGACAGUGUCUAGCAUCAUCCUCACGAGGCGAAAUAGCACGUGUAUUUGACCUCCGAAUGAUGCGUGAUAUCGUUAUUCUGAAAGGUCACGAGAAAGACAUCUCAACACUAGCAUGGCAUCCAAUCCACUCCUCGAUGCUCAGCACUGGUAGUGCUGACGGGUCAAUGUGCCACUACCUCCUCGACGAACCCAAUACUCCGCCAGGAAUCACUUCGACCUUGUCACCAUACGAUUCUCCAGACCCUUCAGUCGCACCCAUCCAGACCAUCUAUCCAGCUCAUAAGAUUAACCACGCCCAUGAGUUUCCAGUCUGGAGUCUCGAUUGGCAUCCUCUCGGUCACAUCCUAGCAUCAGGAUCCAAUGAUCGUACUACUAAGUUCUGGACACGAGCUCGUCCAGGCGAUACAGAUAUUCCUAAUGACAGGCACCAUAUUGGCGAAGCAGCAGCCGAGGCCCAAGGAACCUGGGACCGCCGUGGUGGUCGUAAACAAAGGCAAGAAGAGGAGGAGCAGGAGAUGGAAGACGAGACAGAAGGACUUGUCGACCAAAAAAUGCCACCAAAGUUACCUGGCUUCCCUGGUAUCCCUGGAUUACCACUUCCGCAAUUCGGCAGAGAUGGAACAAGUCAAGGCGGAGCACAGCCUCUGAUUCCAGGUAUGGGAGGUGCUCAUGCUCCACCACCGCCUGUUUUUGGAAAUGGCCUUCCUCCUCCAUUGCCAGGAAUGGAUCCAAACAACCCGCCAGACUUUGCGAAACUGGCGGAGAUGAUGCAGAAAGCCGGCUUACCUCCUCCACCCCCACCGGUUGGUGGACAAAUGCCUCUUCCACCAGGCAUGUUACCUCCCGGCUUAUUACCUCCGCCAGGAUUUCCAAACGGAUUUCCUCCGCCUCCACCUGGAAUGGGUGCUCCUCCUUUCCAGAUCCCCGGUAUGGGAGGUGGUGGCGAGAGAGACAAUACGCCUCCGACAGCUGCUGGUACUGUGAGAAGAAGAGGUCCGUUGCCAAGUCAAGAGGAGAGUUUGAGGAUGGAACAAAGGCAGGGGAAGUACACGAAAGCUAGGUAGGGAUCUAGAAGAAUCACCAAAAUAGGUCAUGUACAACAGCAAGGAAUACCUCAGGCGUUACGUCGUAGCAGAACUGAAAGGCUUCUGACUGAAAAUGAGAUUGUGAAGUUGUGUCUCGUGAGAUUUUCAUGUAAUUGUGUCGUGUAUUGAGUUUAUGCUAUGCUAUCUAAGUUCUGGUAUCAAGUACAAAUACAACAAGUCAAAAAGACAAAACUCCAUGCUAUGCGUUCGCUCUCCCCAAUGCAAAUGCAGAUGCUAUAUGCUAUGCCAAAUCAAACAUAAAACAACAG